Messenger RNA from Polistes canadensis, 4272 nucleotides. RefSeq names its product protein jim lovell (gene lov). Gene Ontology annotation, molecular function: DNA binding; protein binding. The transcript has 4 exons. The record is from RefSeq and is a predicted model, not a curated record. Gene Ontology annotation, biological process: regulation of transcription by RNA polymerase II. Bases 303 to 2882 code for a protein of 859 amino acids. Gene Ontology annotation, cellular component: nucleus. NCBI's taxonomy places the organism in Eukaryota, Metazoa, Arthropoda, Insecta, Hymenoptera, Vespidae.
GGCAGUCACAACGCGACUGCUCGAAGAGUCGGGCCGGCCGCCUGUCGAAACGUACGAGAAGACUACGCACGCAAGCACGCACGCACGCACGCACGCACAGGCCUCCCACGCGCUAGUCGUUGUUGACUAUCGUCGCACGAGUUUACACACGAGCUCCCUGAAACAGAGUGCUACGCUACCGGCUAUCGCGCGAGUGCACCAAACGACGAACAAACGACCGCGAGUGCGUUCAGAUUAAAUACAGGAUUGCACCAGAGUGCGCGGUUCUACGAGCUAAAAAAAAAACAAGGAUCGUUUCAUCAAUGUCUCGCAACCGCGGGGCGUACAUGUGUGCAUGGAAGAGGAAAACGAUCGCGCCACCGGUAGAAACGAAGGAGAACGAGGCGGAGGUGGAAGGCCAGGUUGCCUCCGCCAACAACGGCGCCGAGGCCGUUGAAAAAAUGUCCAGCACUGCGGAAAGUCCCGAUGGGAUGGCUUUUCAAUCACACUUCUCCCUUCGAUGGAACAAUCAUCAAGCUCAUAUACUUCAGUCCUUCGAAGCUCUUUUGCACCAGGAGGAGUUCGUCGACGUUACCUUGGUUUGCGCCGACACUAGUUACAGGGCUCACAAGGUCGUCCUCAGCGCUUGCAGCCCCUUCUUCGAGAAAAUAUUCGCGGCCCAUCCGUGCAAGCAUCCGGUGAUUGUACUCAAGGAUUUUCCCGGUUCGGAAAUCUCGGCAUUGAUCGACUUUAUGUAUCGCGGAGAAGUGCAAGUCAGUCGAGAAGAAUUGCCGGGGUUGAUAAAAGCGGCGGAUAAUCUGCAGAUUCGAGGAUUGACCUCGACGGAACUAAGGGAAGCAUCACCGUCGGAUACCCAAAUGGCCGAUUUCAAUUUCGGUGAGCCAUCUACGCCGGAGGAGGCUAGGCAGGAUACUCCCGAAGAGGAGGACAAUGCAUCGGAAAUAGAAACGAUCGCGACGUCCAAACGAACGAUCUACCACCCUUCGGGGGACCAUCGCGAUAGAUUACCGCACAUGACUCAUUUGAACUUCGGUGUACGGGACCUAAGAGAAACCUGUAGUUCCCCGUUGAUGCCGCGCAGAAAGCAAGCACGACCACGGCGAAGAUCUGGGGAAUUGGUACCACAAGACUUGAGCCGACCUCAUCCACCGCGAAGUCUAAGUCCACCGUUUACCUCUUUGAACCUUUCGAAUAAUCACCAACAACACCAGAAUCAGCAGCUAAAUCAGCACCAUUUGCAACUUUCCGCGAGCGCUUCGAAUCAACAACAAGAACAGGAGGAAAUGGCGGAGAAUUUAUCGAUAAAGAGAACCCUCUCGCCGAUUGGUCAAGAACAACUGCAUCAACAAUAUCAUCAUAUUAAUCAACAAUUACAUCAGGUUAAAACCGAAAGUAGCGAAACAGCGAGUAGUCCACGGGGUUCGCCGCUUACCGGCACGAGUCUUCUCCAUCCCGACGGUUCUUUUCAAGAUAUUCCAUCGGUGGCGGCCGCGGCCGUCGUCGGUAUACCUGCCAUGUCGGCCGCGUUAUCCUUGACGUCGCCCCAUCAUCACAGCGAGUACCUGACGAGUAUGGGCCAAUUAGCGGUACGUUGGCUUCCGAAUCAUCCCCAGAGCCAACUACCACCGCCGCCAACGCAAAGUCAUCAUUCGCGGCCCGAUAGUCCGCUUGGCACCGCUAGAACUUCUCACACCUAUCAACAACAACAGCAACAACAACAGCAACAGCAGCAACAACAACAACAACAACAACAACAACAGCAGCAGCAGCAGCAACAACAACAACAACAACAACAGCAACAAGAAUCAUCGCGACGAGGUUCGAUUGCAUCGAUGUUUCCUCUCGAUACCGUUGCUUCUUUGAGCGGGCUCUUUUCUCCUGGCGCCGGAAUCGACAGGGGAUCACUUUUAGCGGAUCUUCACGAUGGCUUAAAGCCGGAACAGUUGCACGGAUUGUUCGUUCCGGCCGCCUUAACGAGUCAUCCACCUAGCAAGAAGAGGAAGCUCAGAGCCGAGGGCGAUCCACCCAGAAGGUGGACCGAUCAAGGAGGACGCAACGUGCCCGUUGGCAGACCCAAGGGUCAACACAGCGCACCACGGGGCGGUCCACCGAGGUCUUGGACGAAUGCCGAGCUGACCGAAGCGCUUCAACACGUGUGGAACAAGAAAAUGACGACGUCCCAGGCAAGCCGGAUAUUCGGCAUACCGUACAACAGUUUGUUGAUGUACGUGCGCGGUAAAUACGGGAAAAGUUUGAAGCUUGAGCAAUUGAGAAGAGAUUGCACCGGUGCGACUACCGGCGACGCAGUCAUGAAUUCUUUGAACAAUAACGUGAAAACCGUUCAACAACCACCGGCGCAACUGGGCCAUCCGCUCGUCGGCCUUCCACCCCAUCCAGCCGACGACAGUGGAUUUCCGCAUCACUCGCUUCUCGGCUCUAACCUUUCUCAAGCUUAUUACCCGGAUUUCGCUAGCGCGACCUUCCCCGUGCCGGUUAACAUGAUACAUCUUUUACCUCCGAGCGAGCAGAAGGUUUACGAGCACCCCGGAAGCAGUAACAACAAUGUCAGCGUAGGCGGCAAUGGAAGUUCUGGUACCACUGGCAAUGGUAACACCGCGGGAACUUCUGGUACUGUUGCUGCUGCUGCUGCUGCUGCUGGUGUUGCUGUUGCUGCUGCUGCCGCUGCUGCCGCUGCUGCUGCUGCUGCUUCUUCGAAUGCUCCGGAACACGAAUCAUCCCAUGGCAGUCGGACCCCCUCGCCGGAGGACCAUCACCACCACAAUCGCCAUCGCCAUCAUCAUCAUCGUUAUCAUCACGAAUCGUUGCAACCUCAACCUUCGCAAUCGGCACCGGCGUUGCUUCAACAAAAUGGCUCGGAUUAGUGGGCAUCAAUUUAUGCGAAAAGUGAAAAAGGGGGAGAGAGAGAGAGAGAGAAUGGGACGAAGAAAAAAGGACUGGGCAAACGAGCGAGCGGAAGGAAGGAAAAUAAUGAAAAAGACAAAAGACUGGAUCUAUAUCGAUCGUAAUUGUUAUCUUCCUUUAAGAAUCAUAGAACACAUUUGAUCGUCCGAAAAAGCAUUUUAAUACCCUUCCUUCGCACAUUCGUUGCCUCGUUCAUUCGAAUACAUAUUUACGUUUUCGCGCGGUCGUAUUUAUACGUGAAACAUUCGAGUUUCUCCGACGAAAGUUAUAUCUUCUGCAAGACUGAAUCGACCGACCAAUGCUCGCGAUCCCUUCCCCCCCCCCCACCACCACCACCACCACACCGGAUCAUUGAUUCGACAAGCGUUCUCUCUGCUCAAAUCGUAUUUUCUUUUCUCCUUUAUAUUUAUCAUAUUAAUGUUUCUUUUUUCCGAUUUUCAUUAUUCAUCCUGAUGAGUUAUAAAUCGUGAUAAAUUAACGCAUUACGUUUCCAUUUUUAUACGCUUACAAACUAAAUGCUAAGGAGAAUACUGUUUCUUAGGAAAGCUAUCUCAUUUUCUUUUCAAGUAUACAAACUUUUAACGACGUCAAUUGUUUCUUUUAUUAUCAUUUAUUAUACGAACGUAGUAUUAAUACUUUGUUCAUAUAAUAAAUGGUCGAGUAUUGAUUAAAAAAAAAACAUCUUUUUCGUUCGAUAUUUAUUUCAAUGACAAUUGAACAAAAUAAGUUGUUUUUUAACGAACAUAGUAUUCAAGGAUCGAUAUAUGUGUGUAUACGUUUGCGUACAAAUGACCGCGUAUAUGAUACUUUUGUUCGUCAUUUAUUUGAUCUAUUAGUGUGUCACCACUGACUGCGAGUGAGAAAAUAAAAUUUGAGCAGUUCGAGAUCGUUCAAAGUGUCGUUCGAGAAGCAAGUUCGACAGAGGGAAGAGGACAAAUGCACACGGCUUGCAUCUCUUCUCCGGUUGACAUAAUAUAAAAAGAAAACAUUUUAUGUAGGCGUAACAAGCGCCCAGAUCGUUUUUCAUAUGGUGCGAAUUUCGAAAGAAACGACGAAUUUUAAUCGUAGACCACAAUCUCGUAACAAUAUUUCGACAACCAGACGGAAGCGCAGGGUAACUAACACAUCAGGGAUAGCCACUGACAAAUCUACGAUAGAUAAAAAAGAAGCUACAUAUUAAAGUGUAAAGGUUAAAAAUAAUUACAUAAAGCUAUAAUACAUACGAUUAUUUCAUUAAAGUACUAAAGAAAGGAAAAUACACAAAUAUGGCUCGAGAGCGGCAAGGAACAAUGGGAAAAAUUCGUUACGUCGAACCUUGCUACACGAAGCGAGGGCAAGAUGCAUAUAUUA